CUGCAGGGCCGGCUCCCAGGCCUCAGGGUCAAGUACGUCCUCCUGGCCUGGCUGGGCGUCCUGGUGGGCAGCUGGAUGGUGUACGUGCGCUACUCGUCCUACUCGGAGCUCUGCCGCGGCCACGUCUGCCAGGCGGUCAUCUGCGACCAGUACCGCAAGGGCGUCAUCUCGGGCUCCAUCUGCCAGGACCUGUGUGAGCUGCACAGGGUGCACUGGGGCACCUGCCUCUCGGCACCCCCCGGCCAGCAGGUGUACAGCGGGCUCUGGCAGGACAAGGAGGUGACCAUCAAGUGUGCCAUCGAGGAGGCCCUGGGCGCUCAGGCCCGGGCGGACACAGCCCCUCGGCGGGAACCGGUGCUAUUUGACCAGCCCCCCCGGGGCACCUCGAUUAAGGAAUUCCGGGAGAUGACGCUCAGCUUCCUCAAGGCAAACCUGGGGGACUUGCCCUCCCUGCCGGCGCUGGUGGGCCAGGUCCUCCUCGUGGCUGACUUCAACAAGGACAGCAGGGUGUCCCUGGCCGAAGCCAAGUCCGUGUGGGCCCUGCUGCAGCACACCGAGUUCCUGCUGCUGCUGUCCCUGCAGGAGAAGGAGCACGCGUCCCGGCUGCUGGGCUCCUGCGGGGACCUCUACCUCACCGAGGGCGCCCCCCGUGGCUCCUGGCACAGGGCCGUGCUGCCACCCCUGCUGCGCCCGCUGCUGCCCGCCGCCCUGCACCAGACCCUCCAGCAGUGGCUUGGGCCCGCGUGGCCCUGGCGGGCCAAGACCGCCAUCGGCCUGCUGGAGUUUGUGGAGGAACUCUUCCACGGCUCCUACGGGACCUUCUACAUGUGCGAAACCACACUGGCCAAUGUGGGCUACACGGCCACCUACGACUUCAAGAUGGCCGACCUGCAGCAAGUGGCGCCGGAGGCCGCUGUGCGCCGCUUCCUGCAGGGCCGGCGCUGCGAGCACAGCGCGGACUGCACCUACGGGCACGACUGCAGGGCCCCGUGUGACAGGCUCAUGCGGCAGUGCAAGGGCGACCUCAUCCAGCCCAACCUGGCCAAGGUGUGCGAGCUGCUGCGGGACUACCUGCUCCCCGGCGCACCCACCGCCCUGCGCGAGGAGCUGGGCAAGCAGCUGCGCACCUGCAGCACGCUGAGUGGGCUGGCCAGCCAGGUGGAGGCCCACCACUCGCUGGUGCUCAGCCACCUCAGGGCCCUGCUCUGGAAGGAGAUCUCCAACACCAAGUACUCCUAGUGCUGCUCUCCCCGUCCCACGCCCCGGCAGGGCCAGGAGCCAUGGUGUGCCCUCGCCUGCCAAAACCAGCCACUUGGGACCCUGCCCCCAAGUGACCCGGACCGAAGGGAACAUCCCCACCUCGGUGGGAAGGCAGGAGCCUGCCUGAGCCUGGCCUCCCAGGGCUGCCUGAGUCUUGUUACUCUGAACAGUGUGUAAAUAAACCGCUUUUACGUGA
Messenger RNA from Tupaia belangeri chinensis (Chinese tree shrew), 1456 nucleotides. RefSeq names its product divergent protein kinase domain 1B (gene DIPK1B). The record is from RefSeq and is a predicted model, not a curated record. Lineage: Eukaryota; Metazoa; Chordata; Mammalia; Scandentia; Tupaiidae.